CCUCAACCUCCAUCGGACAAGCAAAGAAGCUCCCUGUCUAGUAGCUUGACCGCCAACCAUACAACAUGCAUUUGAACAGGUUAUGUCUGCUUGCCUUUGGAGCAGCAGCAGUUGAUGCUCUUACGGAUACUUCGCCCUUCUUCCUCGCCUCGACUUCCGAGGUCCCUAUUUCCUCUGAACAAUCCAUCGCUGCGACCUCUUUACUCGAUAGCCUAUCUACAGGCAUAAACAGCUGUCCUUCCGAGUACUAUGUUGUUGCUUUCCAGCCAGGUGUACACUACUCGGACUUUAAGCAGCCGAGGUCGGCUCCGCGACUAGGCGGAAAAAUGAGGGGAGAGGACAAGAGUCUCCGAUCCACGAGCACGAUUGAUGAAGUUGCCGGUGUGCUGGACGCCAAACAAAUCCAGGAGAUGAUCGAAAUGAGUUGCGGGACACAGACAACUGUCAUCGAUGCGUCCUCCGGGAUCUACCCUUCUACCUUUGAUACAGCACACCGUGUGGUUGCUGUUGACUUUCCAAUGCUGCCCGAAGGGGAGAAGCGGGAAGGCCAGCUUCUCGAUAAUGAUGGUCUGCUCGCGGACAUUAUCGAGCGGAUUCCUUCAUCUGAUUACACCCUCAUCUACGUCACGUCUCCGCGGGAAGACGGUGGCUCAGAGUCGACAGUCCAGUACUCUGUUGAUAACGCUUACCAAGAUUCCAUCCACCAAGACCUGAAACGUGAUUUCUCGGCGCACGUGCGCCGGGUUGAGCCUGCUUCUAACAAGACUCUCUUCCACAACUAUGAGUUCUUCACUCCAGGCAUUUUCAUGGGGAUUAUUGCGACCUUGAUCUUUGUGAUGAUUCUGUCUGUUGCAUUCUCUGCUCUCAGCAGCUUGGAGGUCUCCUAUGCUGCUUUUGAGAAAGACACUGCCCCGAGCUCUCAGAAGAAGCAGCAGUAAUGUACACAAAUAAGUGGCUUUGUGUUGAUUUUCGAACUAUACUAUACGGUAUUGUGGUUUCUUUUGCGCCCUUAGAGAGUCUAUUGAUAUUGUCCUUCGAGUUUUUCGUAUCCUUGUAUGAUAAGCGCAGCAAUUGAAUUGGCACCAACUCUUGUAUGGCA
Messenger RNA from Penicilliopsis zonata CBS 506.65, 1099 nucleotides. RefSeq lists its product as hypothetical. Gene Ontology annotation, cellular component: endoplasmic reticulum membrane. The coding region runs from base 66 to 938 and encodes 290 amino acids. Gene Ontology annotation, biological process: fungal-type cell wall biogenesis; (1->6)-beta-D-glucan biosynthetic process. Lineage: Eukaryota; Fungi; Ascomycota; Eurotiomycetes; Eurotiales; Aspergillaceae. The record is from RefSeq and is a predicted model, not a curated record. The transcript is spliced from 5 exons.